Prorocentrum cordatum is the source of this 391-nucleotide messenger RNA. The record is from the annotation of a GenBank genome assembly. Lineage: Eukaryota; Dinophyceae; Prorocentrales; Prorocentraceae.
GCAGGCAGCAACAAGUGCAAGGACAAGUCGAGGUCCCCCACCGACUUGGAGGCUGUUUUCUUCCACGCGAUGCCGUUGGAGUGCGAUCAAGAGUGGCACCACUCCUACGACCUGGUCUCAGUGAUCAGUCUCGCGAGCGGGCCCUUCAACGACGCGCUCGCGUGCUUGAGGGUGAGGAAGCCGUACUUUGGGAUUGCGCUCACAGAGACGCACAUCAAGCACGGGAUCAUGUGGCUCACGAAGCAGGUGUGGAAAGCUUUCAUCACGGAAGGGAGCGGGCUCUACGAGCCCGAGCUGGCGGCCAUCGUCAAGGAGCACGAGGAUGAGGAUCAUCAGCCGCUGGGAGGCGACGACAACAAGGGCAGCGGUAGCGGCUCCGGGGGCGGCUGUG